This is a messenger RNA of Suncus etruscus (white-toothed pygmy shrew), 2743 nucleotides long. It is a transcript of the gene CDYL2, whose product is annotated as chromodomain Y like 2. Gene Ontology annotation, molecular function: transcription corepressor activity. Gene Ontology annotation, cellular component: nucleus. NCBI's taxonomy places the organism in Eukaryota, Metazoa, Chordata, Mammalia, Eulipotyphla, Soricidae. The transcript is spliced from 7 exons. Bases 173 to 1699 code for a protein of 508 amino acids. The record is from RefSeq and is a predicted model, not a curated record.
CUGUCAUUCUGCAAAAACACAGUUUACUCAACACGCCGCACACACUCGCGCACACACACACAUACACACACACGCGCGCACACACGCGCACCCGGGGCCCCCUCGCGCACACGCACGGAGGGCGCGAGCGAGCAGACGCGCACACCCGGCGAGCCAAGUUCCGCAGCCUGGCAUGGCUUCUGGGGACCUUUACGAGGUGGAAAGGAUCGUAGACAAGAGAAAGAACAAAAAGGGGAAAUGGGAGUACCUCAUCCGCUGGAAGGGCUAUGGCAGCACCGAGGACACGUGGGAGCCCGAGCAUCAUCUCUUGCAUUGUGAGGAAUUUAUCGACGAGUUCAACGGGCUGCAUGUGGGCAAAGACAAGCGCCUCAAGUCGGGGAAGCAGGCCAGUGGUGCCUCCAAAUUCCUGCGGGACCCCCGGGGACCUGCAGUGGACAAGCUCCCAUCACACCGUGCCCCUGAUUCGACAGGCAAGAGCAGGGGUACAUCCCACAAGCGGAAGCGGAUCAGCCCUUCCCUGGCCAAGCCCAAGAAAGGGCCCUCAGCCAAGCCCCCUGCGGGCAGUGACAGGGCCACCAAGACAGUGUCCUACAGGACUACGCCCAGUGGCUUGCAGAUCAUGCCACUGAAAAAGGCACAGAACGGGCUAGAGAAUGGGGACACAGGCUCGGAGAAGGAUGAGCACUUUGGGGAGGGGUCGCAUCCGCCGGGCUUGGAUUUGAGUGAGCACGUUGGGGAGCCGGAGUUGGUAGAGUGUGAGGUGAACCAUGAGGUGCCAGCGGAGAAUGGGCUCGGCUCUACCCUGACCAAUGGGGGAUUAAACCUGCACAGCUCAGUGAAGAGGAAGCUGGAGACUGACAAGGACUAUGUGUUCGACAAGAGGCUCAGAUACAGCGUCCGCCAGAACGAGAGCAACUGCCGCUUUCGGGACAUUGUGGUGCGAAAGGAAGAAGGCUUCACGCAUAUCCUGCUGUCCAGCCAGACCUCAGACAACAAUGCGCUUACCCCUGAGAUCAUGAAGGAGGUUCGGCGUGCACUUUGCAAUGCGGCCACGGAUGAUAGCAAACUCCUGUUGCUGAGUGCAGUGGGCAGCGUGUUCUGCAGUGGCCUGGACUACUCCUAUCUCAUCGGCCGCCUGUCCAGUGACAGGCGAAAGGAGAGCACACGCAUUGCCGAGGCCAUCAGGGACUUUGUGAAGGCCUUUAUCCAGUUCAAAAAGCCCAUUGUGGUGGCCAUCAAUGGGCCUGCCUUGGGCCUGGGUGCUUCCAUCCUGCCGCUCUGUGACAUAGUGUGGGCCAGCGAGAAAGCUUGGUUCCAGACACCCUACGCCACCAUCCGUCUGACUCCUGCUGGUUGCUCCUCUUAUACCUUCCCACAGAUCCUGGGUGUUGCCCUGGCUAAUGAGAUGCUGUUCUGCGGGCGGAAGCUCACGGCACAGGAGGCGUGCAGCCGAGGGCUGGUGUCCCAGGUCUUCUGGCCCACUACGUUCAGUCAGGAGGUCAUGCUGCGGGUGAAGGAGAUGGCGGCCUGCAGCGCCGUGGUCUUGGAGGAGUCGAAGUGCUUGGUGCGGAGCUUCCUGAAGUCAGUGCUGGAAGAUGUGAACGAGAAAGAAUGUGUGAUGCUCAAACAGCUCUGGAGCUCAUCCAAAGGCCUGGACUCCCUCUUCAGCUACCUGCAAGACAAAAUCUAUGAAGUCUGAAGGUGGAGGGUAGCUCACUGAGCCCCCACACCCAGGGAGGAGGGGCCUCUGACUUCCAGCAGGGACUCAUGUCCCCCAAGUUGGGAUCGUGUCUCUGCGUCCCUAGAGUAACGAGAGUAAUGUCCAUUUCCUCAUGUCCUUUGGUUGUUUGUCCCUCAUUGGUUCGGUUGUGUGUAGGCAGAUGGAAACCUGUGAAUGUGGCCUCUGAGGUGUGUGUGCUCACCCAGCUGGUCCUUCAUCCAGCUCCACCUACUGAGGGCUCUAUUUUCCCCAGGCCUCUGCCUCGGGGACCCCCUCUCACUGAAAGGCUGCACUUCUCUGCCCUCCUCACUCAGGCUGUGUCUACACAGUGCCUCUGAUCUGGGGACGGGGCCUUCUGGGGACAUGCGUGGCUCUGGGGACAGGGGAUACUCCAACUUAGGGAAAUCUCAGACCAAUGAGCAAAAAAACAAAAACAAAAAACAUAAUACAGUUCUGCAGGGCCAUCUGCAGUUUUCCUCUGUGAUGCAACUCUGUAUGAUUUUUCAGGGCUUAGUCUUUAAAAACUGAAAUCAAGUGAUUUACAAACACAGAUCUUGUACAUUUAGGGAUGUUUUGUUAAAUAUAUAUUUUUCAAACGACAUAAGUGGAAAUUCUGAUAAUUUAUGUGUAUUAUAUGUAAAGCUAGUUGUGCAGAAGCGUGAACUCUUAGUAAAAUGGGGUUCUUUGUUCUUUUAAAUAGACUUAUUUAAUUUAUUUAUUUGUGUCUAUAUAUAUAUGAUAAUAUCUGGCUUGUUAGGUACAGAUAAUUAUUUUCCUACUGCCCUGGACCAAAUCCGUAGAAAGUUCACUCACUUUGGUGCAAUUCUAGCAACAAACCACAUGGAACUCGAAUUCAGAGGGCAAAACUGGGAGGAAUGCUGCAGCAAACAGGCUACCUCGGGUCCAGAUCCACCACCUUUACGAUGGUUCUCAGCCAUCUUCAUCGGCAACUGGUUCCUGAGGCUUGUGCUUGUGGGAAUCCUGAAGGAUAUUUUUUCUCCACUCUGCUGCCUUUAAGGAGAU